Messenger RNA from Anopheles funestus (African malaria mosquito), 2069 nucleotides. Its product is annotated as carboxypeptidase B-like. Gene Ontology annotation, molecular function: zinc ion binding; metallocarboxypeptidase activity. The coding region runs from base 1071 to 2048 and encodes 325 amino acids. The record is from RefSeq and is a predicted model, not a curated record. The transcript has 3 exons. Gene Ontology annotation, biological process: proteolysis. NCBI's taxonomy places the organism in Eukaryota, Metazoa, Arthropoda, Insecta, Diptera, Culicidae.
UGUCCGGGGGGAGGUAAGGAAGGCUAAUCUUAAUGACUGACAACUUCGUUCACAAAAAUUUUCCCCAAAAGUGGAGCAUUUAUGUAAAAACUUUAUCUGCAAUUUGUGCAAGUUUCGUUCGAUUCAAUCGAUUGGGGGAACUGGCAAACAGCCUUUGAUUACUACGCCUAUUGCGAAUACCGAAUGGUAGUCAAUGAACGUCGCUGUUUUCUUUCCAAGCUGCAAUAUUAGUAUACCUCAAUCAAACGCACCAAGAACUCGUUGGUAGAGCCCCAAAACGGGGUGAAGACCAUUACAUCGAUCGAACUACCCGCCAGCAAAGCAGUGGUGGAAUGUUGUACGUUCCCGACGAACGAGCUGUUUCAUGUCUGUUUUCCCCCAUUUUCUUUCCCCGUUGGUAUUCAUUUCCAUUUUCAUUGAUAAGUAAUGCUCCAAGACCAAGACCACUAACGACCGUACCGCAGACCAUUGGGACUAGUUUGAAAGGAAGGGUUCACCUCGUUUCGUGCUAUUUACUUACAUUAUCUGCCUGACAAUGCUCGCAACACUGCAGCCAAAACAGGUAGUGUGGCGCGUGCUACAUUUAUUUUUUUGGGGAGGACGUAUAGUAAGUCUCACGCCGAGGCAUGUUACACUACAUCCGCAAGCAAAGCGUUUCAUGUCGUGGUUUUUGGGGGGGAGAUGUAGGCGUAUGGGAUGUGAAGGGAUGUGAAGGGAGGAGAGUAUUUCGUUUCGUUCGUUGUACUCAAAUUUGGAAACAGCGCACCAGAGUUCGUAGGACCUUCCGUAGGCUAGUGGUUGUUUGUUUUCGGUGCGUUAAGGACGUUAAAGAGAGCUUGUGCUGGAUGCAGAAUUGUGGAGAAGUUUUAUUUUAAAAACAAAAAUUGUGCUUGUAAUGUAAUUAAUAGCUUAAGUAAAUAUGUGAUCGCGUUGUCGGUUUCAAGUGUAAUGAUCAUGGAGUACCUGAACCCAGCAGUGUAAACUGGAAAAUACUAUCAACGACAACUAGACGCCUACUAGGAAAACCUCUUUAUGUGGAUCGUCUAAACACAUCCCAGGCAUGUUUCAAAAUGUCUUUAGAUUCGACAAAGCUUUUCCAAACCUUCCAAAGUCACCAGGACAUUAAACAGUACCUGGAAAAUCUAGUGCAACGUUAUUCUAGCAAAAUUGAAAUCUUUUCCCGUGCUGAAUCGUACGAGGGACGAGAAAUACUCACCGUGCGCAUCUGUACGGACGUACAACGAAAGCACCAAUCUUCAAAUCGCUGGUGCAUACUAAUUGAUGCCGGAAUACAUGCCCGGGAAUGGAUUACCGUUUCGGUAGCGCUGUUUAUCGUUCAGCAGCUGCUCGAAAAGGACGAAAUUAGUGAUAAAAGUUUCCGACGUUUCGAGUGGAUUAUACUGCCCCUGCUAAACCCGGACGGGUACGAGUACAGCCGUGAGCAUAAUAAAAUGUGGCGCAAAACGCGUAGACCGCUCGGGCCAAGAAACCAUCGGAGAUGUGUCGGUGUUGAUUGUAAUCGAAACUUUAACGUAGCCUGGACCAUCGGCAGUACUCGGUUCUGUUCGUUGCUGUACCGCGGUGAAAGGCCAUUUUCCGAGCGGGAAACCAAGAACGUGCGUGAUCUUUUUCGCAAACUACGACCCGCGUGCAAAUUCUACCUUUCGCUACACUCGUACGCUAAAGCAAUUCUUUAUCCGCGUGCCUACACGAGAACACUGCCACGGAACUGGCAGAUGCAGCAUACGGUCGCCGAGGCUGGUGUAGAAGCGAUGAAGAAAGCGACCGGUGUGCGGUACCGCUGUGGCAGUGCUUCGACCGUGCUGAACCAACCGGUCGGUGGAUCCAGCAUUGAUUAUGCGCACGACAUCGAGAAGGUACCGGUGGCAAUCGUUAUGGAAGUGGCGUCGAAAGGUUUUCACCCACCGGAAGCAAACAUACAGCGAAUUUGUGAAGAGAGUUGGAUCGGUAUCGGUGCCAUGGUUAACUGUCUCGCGGCCAGUUUCCGUUCCGUGCUGAAGGGCAGCGGUACGUUACAUCUGCGCUGAGCUAAAUGAAAAUGAUAGCGC